AUGGAGUCCCCUUCCGUCCCAUCUCAAACUAUUCAACCACUCAUUCCCGCACACCACCACUUUUCAGUGGCUCACUACCUCAAGGACAUACAUUUAAAAGAAUUUGACUGGAUAUGUAAAGUUGCCGACCGUUUCGAUGCCAACAGCACCAAACACACCAGUCAAGACCCAUUUCCGUCGGGGGGCGACUAUCCCAUGGGUGGAGAUUUGUACGAGGUAGAUGACGGGACUGAAACGAGCACUGUCUCAUCGAUAGAAGAUGACAUAUCUGACGACGACAUCGACACUGACAACUCUACAUCCAUCGAGCUCGAACUCCUUGCAAAGGUUGAUCGCACCGUUAAAAUAUACGGAGCGACAUGCUUUGCCAGUGACGUAGACAGUUCGGAGAAGAGUCAGAUUAUCGCCUGGUUAGAUGUGAAGAUGUGCCCACCCCAUCCCACCGUUAUGCUUACCGCAUACACCCAUUUUGUCGACAACAACGGUGCUAUUCCCGGCGUCCGUGUGGGCAGCGACCUUCGUGUAUACCAAAAGUUCAUGCCGGUAACCCACCGUCUUGCGGUGUUGGAGAUGCUGGCGAUGGCGGCGGACUGGACGUACGCACUUGUGUUUGUCUAUAAAGAUGAGUACGGAGAUGGGUCAGACGUCUCGGAGAGCAUGGCGAUAUUACGCGUACCGAACAAGCUGGCGGGUUCUCCCAAUGGAGAGUACGUAUGCAACGACGAGUUUCAGGUGGAGGCUGAGAGGGUGGGAUGGAAGCACAUCGGGUUGGAUAGGUACUAUGAAGUCGCGAUCGCCUUCCCGGCAAACCAUCCCUGCUCUUCCGUCAGAGCUGUCGAGUAUGACACGCCGUAUGAUUUGGAGCCGAGUUUGCGCGUUGUGAGGAAUGGAAUGAAUACGGGCACCUGGCCGAUUGAAGAAUGGUAA
Molecule: messenger RNA, 927 nt
Organism: Stereum hirsutum FP-91666 SS1
Lineage: Eukaryota; Fungi; Basidiomycota; Agaricomycetes; Russulales; Stereaceae
Exons: 2
Coding region: 1-927 (308 amino acids)
Source: RefSeq, a predicted model, not a curated record